Messenger RNA from Mastomys coucha (southern multimammate mouse), 2195 nucleotides. RefSeq names its product protein phosphatase 1 regulatory subunit 15A (gene Ppp1r15a). Gene Ontology annotation, biological process: response to endoplasmic reticulum stress. The transcript is spliced from 3 exons. Bases 403 to 2127 code for a protein of 574 amino acids. Lineage: Eukaryota; Metazoa; Chordata; Mammalia; Rodentia; Muridae. Gene Ontology annotation, molecular function: protein phosphatase regulator activity. Gene Ontology annotation, cellular component: endoplasmic reticulum; protein phosphatase type 1 complex. The record is from RefSeq and is a predicted model, not a curated record.
GACACGCCUGGGAAGCCGCCGUGACCUCACGAGGCCCAGAAUCUCCGCGAGAAGUUUCAGGAUUGUUUUCCUCUUUCCACCUUUAGCCAGGGACUUCCGAAACCCCGCCUCUCUAGUGAUGUCAGCAUGGCACUGCGUCGGAGUAUAAAAGCCGCGGUGACGUUGUUGGCGCAGAUUGACUCAGUGCGCAGCUUGUGGAAGAUUACAUGCGAGACCCCGCGCGACCCCGCAUCCCUUUGCCGGGACAACCUUUGCUACAGCCUGUGAGACAUCGCGUCCCCGAGCCCCACGCCUGAGGGCGACAUGAACCCGCUGACUUUGCUAGAAGUCCGGACCUACGACCGCUUUUGGCAACGCGAACCCGAGCUUCAGCCCCCGGGGUGACGUGCAGCCCGCCGACACAUGGCCCCAAACCCAAGACCCCAGCAUAUUCUGCACUGGAGGGACGCCCACUCAUUCUACCUCCUAUCCCCACUGAUGGGCUUCCUCGGUCGGGCCUGGAGCCGCCUGAGGGGCUCCGAAGUCUCAAAGACCUGGCUGGCACAAACAGUAACAGGAGCAGAUCCAAUAGAGGCUGCCACUCUGCUGGCACCUCCCCCUGUCUCUGGGAACCACCUCCCUCACGGGGAGGCUGAAGAAAGUGGAACUCCUGAACAGCAAGAAGCAGCCCUUCCUGAAACUUGGGGACUUUCAAAUGUUGAUGAGUAUAAUGCACAGCCAGGACAAGAUGACCUUAGAAAGCAGGAAAUGGAACACACAGCUGGCAUGCCCACACUCCAGCAUCCUCGCCUGCAAGGGGCUGAUAAGAGGCUUGGGGAGGUGGUGGCUAGAGAAGAGGGAGUGACUGAGCCUGCUUAUCCCACAUCACACUGGGAGGGUGGUCCAGCUGAGGAUGACGAGGAUGGAGAAAUUGUGAAGGUUUACCAAGCCUCUGCUGCUUCCAUAGCUCCAGGAUACAAACCAAGCGCUUCUGUGCCUUGCUCGGGGGAGGCAGAACAUCGAGCCACGGAGGAGAAAGGAACGGAAAAUCAGGCUGACCCCUCCAACUCUCCUCCUUCAGGCUCCCACUCCAGAGAGAGGCCUGACCAGGAGGGAGAAGCCAAGCUAGAGCCACAAGGGCCAGGGCAGGGUCACUCUUGUCAGAAUGCAGAGGCUGACGACGACGACGAAGGACCUGAGACUUCUGUAUGUGCUGGGAGUGCCUUCCUGAAGGCCUGGGUGUAUCGGCCAGGAGAGGACUCUGAGGACGACAACAGUGAUUUGGAUUCAGCUGAGGAAGACACAGCUCAGACCUGUGCUACCCCCCAUACAAGUGCCUUCCUGAAGGCCUGGGUGUAUCGGCCAGGAGAGGACUCUGAGGACGACAACAGUGAUUUGGAUUCAACUGAGGAAGACACAGCUCAGACCUGUGCUACCCCCAAUACAAGUGCCUUCCUGAAGGCCUGGGUGUAUCGGCCAGGAGAGGACACAGAAGAUGACACAGAAGAGGAAGAAGACAGUGAGAAUGUGACCCCAGGUGACUCACAAACAGCUGACUCAAGCCAGAGCCCCUGCCUUCAGCCCCAGCAUUGUCUCCCAGAAGAGAAGACCAAGGGACCUGGGGAAGGAGAGCCCUCUUUCUUCCAGGUGGCCUUCUAUUUACCUGGAGAGAAGCCAGCAUCAAUUUGGGCCGCUCCCAAGCUGCCCCUUCGACUGCAGAGGAGGCUCAGAUUGUUCAAAGCCCCCAAAACCCUCCCAAGGGAUCAGGAACCUGAGGUUCCCCAAAAGCCUAGAAAGGUGCACUUCUCUGAGAAAGUCACAGUCCAUUUCCUUACUGUCUGGGCAGGACCAGCCCAGGCUGCCCGUCGAGGUCCCUGGGAGCAGUUUGCACGAGAUCGAAGCCGCUUUGCUCGACGCAUUGCUCAGGCAGAGGAGAAGCUGGGUCCCUACCUUACCCCUGCUUUCAGGUCCACAGCAUGGGCACGCCUUAGAAACCCACUCCUUCCUCUGGCCUCUACAUCUCUUCCACUGCCGGAGCUUUGCUCUUCCUCUGAGGCUAUGCCCUUGAGCGAAGAUGUGACCACACCCCCUCCCCUUCCCUGUGAAAUCCCUCCUCCCAGCCUGUACUUGGCUGGGAGGCGAGGUUAAGCCUGAGUGGUUUCCUGUUAUUUAUUUAUUUAUUUUAAUAAGAAAUAAAGCCUUUUGAUUUGUAGCAA